Cheilinus undulatus (humphead wrasse) is the source of this 2497-nucleotide messenger RNA. RefSeq lists its product as uncharacterized. The record is from RefSeq and is a predicted model, not a curated record. The transcript has 10 exons. Lineage: Eukaryota; Metazoa; Chordata; Actinopteri; Labriformes; Labridae. Gene Ontology annotation, molecular function: DNA binding. The coding region runs from base 146 to 2467 and encodes 773 amino acids.
GUUUUUGAUUGUUUUUUAAAUUUCCUGCAACAGAAUCACUUCAAAACUGGAUUGUCCUAUUUGCGACAAAAGAAGCUUCAUCCGCCUGGACAAACACCUUAUCACCAAUCACUCAGUGUCUUCUUUUGAGGAGCGAGAGGAGGUGAUGAAACAGGCCAAAAGAGCUGCUGUGGUCAAACAGCUGAGUGAACUGAGGUCCCUAAACCCCCCUGUGCCAAUGGCAUCAACACUGGACAUUGACAAUGAGAGAGAGAGGGUGAGGAAGGAGGCCAGACCAGCAGCUGCAGUGAAACUGCAGCAGAAAAAGAGGUCCUCAACCCCCCCUGUGCCCAUGACAGGUGAUGAUGACCCUCCUGCUGAGAGAGAUGACAACGGUCCCUCUUUUGAGCACCCUCACCUGGAGCAACAAGGACUAGAGCCCAUCUUCACCUCCACCCCCAACUUUUCUGCUGGAACUUACCAGCAGUCUUCCAUCUCUGCAACCUCAACAGAUCCAGUUCCAGUGUUCCCAGACAGUCCCUCGCCCGUCCUCCCGGGUCACUUGAGUGCCUCUCCUGAGCACAGUCCUUCUCCCCUUCUUCCCGCAGCCAAAGACCUUUCUGCCCAUGUGAGUCAGCUCCAUUCAUACAGCCUUCAAAGCCAAGUGGAGAGCUCUCCCCCUCUCCUUUUCCCCUGCACAUCUUAUGUAACAACAGCUGCUGAACCUCAUCAAGCCAGCCUUCCAGGGUACUCGUGCCCAUGCCAAUGCAAGCAAUUUGAACAGAGAUUGAAGUCCCUGGAAGCAAAAAUGGACAAGUUUUUGGAACGGCAGACAUCGUCAUCGAAGAAAAUAACACCAUCACCACAUCUGUCUGCACAAAAGGGGGAAUGGGUUCGGAAGACAGGAAAGUCACCCAAGAACAAACCUUUAUUUGAAAAAGUUCUCCAAGACUUCCACAGCUUUCGCCUGGGUGCAAGAACGGGGCGUAAGGAUAGGGAGAAUGCAAAGCAGGCCAUGAGCCAUGGGUUCCGCUUUUGCCUUUACAUGGCCUCUGGCCAACCAGCAUCCAUGACCAGUGACCUCAGGUUCCUUGGGGAUGUAAACAGGUUGCGUGUCUGGCCAGCCUACCUGACAAAGAAGGGAUAUUCCCCCACCACAGUGAAGAACAUGCUCCAUAAUGUAGCGAGCUUUUUCAACCAUGUUGAAAAUUGCUUCAUGUCGCAAAGCCGGCUGAAGCACAAGGACCUGGUGGCUAUGAGGUACGAGCUCAAGAGUUUACAGUCUGAUGUCCAACGACAGGUUGUCGUCCACCGACAGAAGGUGUUAAAGAAAAAGUCAGAUGAUCAGCUCGACGCAGGACAGGCAAAGGAAUUUAUGAAGGCUGCCAGGAAAAAAAUUCCUAAACUGUUAAGAUCUUUGUCCCGCAAACCCUCUGCCACUGAUCAUGCCCUGCUAACUGGCUACAUCCUGUGCUACCUGGCGAUACUAACAGGGCACAGGUCAGUGGUGUUCAUCAACAUGACAAAGGAAAACGUCUCCAACUCCGAGAGCUGGGACCAUGGAACAAAGUUUCAAGUUCUGGUGGAUGAACACAAAACAGUGAAAACUUUUGGCCAAGCGGCACUGAGCCUCGAUGAGGAGGAGUUUCAGUGGCUCCAGGACCUGGCUAAAAGGAAAUGCUGCGGAGAAUAUCAGCUCAACCCUCUUGUGUUCCAUGGAGAACAGGGGAAACCCCUGAGAAAUGCAUGUUCAUUCCUCCAAUCAGCUUGGAGUGAUGCUGGCAUGGCGGGGAACAUCACCUUCACUAAGAUCAGGAGCAGCGUAUCAACUCAGGCCAACCGAUACCUUUCAGAGAAAGAAAGGAGGCAGCUGGCCAAAUCUAUGUGCCACGAUCCGAACACGGCAGAUAGGUUUUAUGUCGCUCUUCCUGACAAGGAGACAGGUCACCAGACCAGGAAGCUGAGACUUAAGGCCUUGGAGAAGGCUUCUUCACACCCCCCUCAGUAUGAUACUGAGACACCGUCCACCAGCUCUGAUGAAGAGGAACCCCCGUAUGAUGAUGAGGUUUCAAGCCCCUCCUUGGUGUCCUCUUCAGAGGAGUUGGAUGACAAAAAUUCAGACUGGGUCAGCCACAGAAGGAAACUGUCCUUCUCACCGAAGAAGGAAUGUGAACCAUGCGUAGUGACGCUUGACAGAUUAAGACCCAAAAUUGCAGAGUAUUAUCUGUACAAGCAAAGAUCUGGUACAAAGCAAGCUUUAUCCGUCCAGCCUGAAGCACCCAGGGCCGAAGAGGGGCAGGAGACCCCUGCAGAGCAGGCUCAAGAAAACAUGCCUGAACCCACGCUUGCCACUGUGCUCACACCUGACCUCAUUCUCGACACUCCAGACAUGAGGCAGGACAUAACAGAAUUUGUUCCCGACACCCUGCUAGAGGAGAUGGCUGACAUCCCAGUGGAGGACAAACUGAGCUUAGUCCUGACCCCAUAACUGUGUUUGAAGUCAGAAUUCUGAGAUCAA